This is a messenger RNA of Menidia menidia (Atlantic silverside), 543 nucleotides long. The record is from the annotation of a GenBank genome assembly. NCBI's taxonomy places the organism in Eukaryota, Metazoa, Chordata, Actinopteri, Atheriniformes, Atherinopsidae.
AUGAAUCGUUUCAAGACUUCGAAAUUCAAAAACACCACUCCAAAAAUUGCCAAGAAAGACGAAUGGAUCAACAAUGUUCGUGGUGGCUCCUAUUCUUGCCAGGGGAACCACAUCAAAGCAAGCUCCAAGCUGAUAGCUUUCAAUACUGAGCAGGCUGGUGGAGGUAUGGUGGGGCUGACCUCAGUCAAACCUGGUUCAAAUGGCCAGUGGACAGUCACCCAGAUCUCCUGUCAUUCUGAUGUGGUGACCGAUAUGGACUUUUCUCCUUUUGAUGAAAGUCUCUUGGCAACCUGCUCUGGAGAUGAAACGGUGAAGCUGUGGCGUUUGUGUGAUCCAGAGCAGGAGCAGCCCAGCAGUCCAGAGCUGACGUUGCGUCCCGGUCAAGGCAGGCUGGAACUGCUGCACUUCCACCCCACCUCCUCUGGAUUGCUGGCUGUUAGCACCACUAAGUGUCCUCAGAUUUGGGAGACCAGCCGGCGGGAUGCACCGUUAGCAGGUAGCUGCCGUGGAAAAAAAUGCCUUUUUACAGGCACGGUCACAUGA